Messenger RNA from Raphanus sativus (radish), 2141 nucleotides. RefSeq lists its product as uncharacterized. The record is from RefSeq and is a predicted model, not a curated record. The transcript is spliced from 7 exons. Gene Ontology annotation, molecular function: zinc ion binding. The coding region runs from base 161 to 1582 and encodes 473 amino acids. NCBI's taxonomy places the organism in Eukaryota, Viridiplantae, Streptophyta, Magnoliopsida, Brassicales, Brassicaceae.
ACAAAAGAGAAAUAGAAGAGCCGGACCAAACAUAUAACCUUUUGAAAUGAAUGAUCACAUUUUCUCAGUUUCAUAAACCCAGCAAACAAAAAAAGAAGCAACCUCUCUGAAAGAAAGGUUCCGACUUUGAAUCUUUACUAGAUCCUUCUCAGCUCGGUCGAUGGAUGAUAGAGAUAAAGCUCUUGAAGAAGAACAUAAAGGGUCUCUCCAUUCUCCACCGCAAAGGGAUGGAGAUUAUGCUGAGAUUGCAGAGGAAGAGCAGCUAUGGAGGAGGCGAGGAGGCAUUGUCUCAUCAAGACCACCAGAAGAACAACAGGGAGAGGAGGAUCUAUCGAGACGUAACGCGUCCUUAACAUCAAGCCCUGUUGCCAAAAGAGUCAACUUUUCUCCACUGUCCAGCCCUAGAAUCGGCCAGCGUGGUGCUUCCCUCAGUCCUCCUUGUUCCUCCUCUUCAAGAAACAGACCUAAUAAUAAUAAUAAUAAUAAUAAUAAUAAUAAUAGCCUGAAGAAUCUGAUCCCAAAGCUGAGCUUCAAAAACAAGAACAGCAACAUGGAUAUCGAGAAAGCUGCGGGUUUGGCCUUCGGUGCGUCCUCUCCUUCUUCAGGAAACGGCAGGGAGAGAUCUACCGCAUGGACUCUCAGUAAUAUUUUAACGGAAACUGAGUCGUUGCCUGUGACCCCCAUAGCUCACUCGAACCCUGGGUCCACACAUGGGAGAUAUGUGGUUGCUUCCACGAAGAAAGGGUCUGCACUGCCUAUUCACCGAUCACGCUCUGUUCCAGCUUUCAACAAAGACGGAAGUCUAAGGCCAUCAGGUGUUUUCCGGGUGAUUCUUACUCCCAACAUGACCCCAACCAGAAACAUUAAUAAACUCAACGACACGAGUGUUGAUGAUGGAGGAGAAGAUGUCCCUGAGGAAGAAGCUGUGUGCAGAAUCUGCCUUGUCGAAUUAGGAGAAGAUUCAGAAGCCUUCAAGAUGGAAUGCUUGUGUAGAGGUGAAUUAGCACUUGCACACAAAGAAUGUACGAUCAAAUGGUUCACCAUUAAAGGAAACCGAACGUGUGAUGUGUGCAAGCAAGAGGUUCAGAACCUCCCCGUGACCCUUCUCCGCAUGCAGGAUUCUCAGGUUGGGGCUACCGAGGCUACUACUCACUACAGUGUAUGGCAGGAUGUUCCGGUUCUUGUCAUUGUCAGCAUGCUUGCAUACUUCUGUUUCCUCGAGCAGCUUCUGCUAGCCAAAAUGAAAUCAGGCGCCAUUGCAAUCUCUUUACCGUUCUCUUGUGUUUUUGGUCUUCUUGCCUCGAUGAUGUCCACAACAAUGGUGAAGAAGAAAUAUGUAUGGAUUUACGGCACAGUUCAGUUCGGUCUUGUAGUUUUAUUCUCUCACAUUUUCGUCUUAUUGGUUCACAUGCAACCGGUUGUGUCUAUUCUCUUAGCCACAUUGGUUGGUUUCGGACUCACCAUGAGCGGCACAACGGGUAUAGUCCAGUUUUCGAAAUGGAGGAGACGCAGGAGGACAGCUGAACCUCCAAGCAGUAGUCAGGUGGAUCCACCACCAGUUCAGAGCAUCUCUGGAUCAUGAAAACUGAAGCUAGAGCUCUGAGCGGUUUAUGGUACCAAAUCAAACCAUUUCGGUUCGAUUUUUCAGGACAUCUGGAUGGUGAUCCAUCUAAUUUAGAGACGUGAGAAUAGAUUUGUCAUUUGGGUGAUCUCUUUUGUGUGUGAGUGUCAGUGUAUAUUAGCUGCUGUGUUCUAAAAGGCUGUUUUGGGUACUUUUUUGUACAAAGAAAAAUACAUACAAAGGAAGUGUUUUGGCUUGUAUAAAUUUUAUAUCAUUAUGGACAGUUAUCUCUGGCAAGUAUAGUACUUGAAACAAACCUAUGGGCGAUAUUUUUUAUCUGAUAAAUAAUAUUUCAUCCGUUAAUGAAAGAUGAUUUUUCUAGAGUAUUUAUUUACCCAUAAAUGAAUAGAAUUACAUAAAAUUUGGUAAAUUCGGGAAGGAGAAUAUAUAUAUUCAUCAUGUAAUGGACAUGAACAACAUGGAAAUAACUCAAUAGAAGAAACAACUUGAACAGUCUUGACACUUAGAAGAAACUCUCGUCAAAAGAUCAAACAAAUACCGCCAGAAACAGGCACACAAA